UUGAAUUCUAUUGAAUAUCCUAUCCUAUUGAACUUGUGCUCCCCUGAUUUUUUUGUCGACCAUGCAAAUGUCGGAGUUGACGCAGAUUCAAAAAUCAUAUUUCGUUUUUUUAAUUUAUCUUGCCACAAUAUCUCAGGGCAAUGCCUCGAAGCACGAGAAAAUCAUCGGCGGUGUUGGUGCUGAAGAGGGUGAUUUUCCAUUUUUGGUGUCCCUGAGUCGUCUUGGUCGUCACUUCUGCGGUGGUAGCAUAAUAUCAGAGUUACAUAUCCUAACUGCAGCCCACUGCAUCAUCCGAAUGAGACGUUCACACCUUCGUCAGGUGCAAGUGCGAACGGGAAGUCUAGAAUGGAAAAAUCAGGGAAAACUUCAUCUUAUCGAUGGUGUACGAAUUUUUCCGGGUUAUCGACAUCCCGGUGGCUUCCGACAUGACAUUGCCAUCAUAAAGCUAAAGACCCCAAUAAAAUUCGAUGACUACACCAUGAGAAUUCAGCUAUCAAAGUCUCCACCCCCUGCCUGGUCUCAGGUGACAGUCGCAGGGUGGGGAAAAUACAGACUGUCAGGUCAAAGUGUACCUCAGGUACAGCAGGCAGCGGAUUUUUCCGUGAUUCCCCGAAGAAUAUGUCGUGAUGCUUACGGAUGGAACAUCGAUGAAAAUCAUAUUUGCAUAAAGGCAAAGCGGGGAGUUGGCGUCUGCUUUGGAGAUAGUGGAGGACCUCUGGUCUACGGUGAUAAGCUAGUGGGUGUUGCAUCUUUCAUUGGAGGAAAGUGCGGAUACAGCGGAAAACCUGAUGUUUUUGCCAGUGUUCCUCAUCAUCUUGAAUGGAUCAAGAAAGUCAUCAGUUCAUGAUUUAUCCAUGAUCUAUUGUGUGAU
This is a messenger RNA of Fopius arisanus, 871 nucleotides long. RefSeq names its product chymotrypsin-1-like. The transcript is spliced from 3 exons. Gene Ontology annotation, biological process: proteolysis. Gene Ontology annotation, molecular function: serine-type endopeptidase activity. The record is from RefSeq and is a predicted model, not a curated record. NCBI's taxonomy places the organism in Eukaryota, Metazoa, Arthropoda, Insecta, Hymenoptera, Braconidae. Bases 62 to 847 code for a protein of 261 amino acids.